Messenger RNA from Vitrella brassicaformis, 2227 nucleotides. NCBI's taxonomy places the organism in Eukaryota, Vitrellaceae. The record is from the annotation of a GenBank genome assembly.
UCAGUAGAAGUGGGUAUAGUUCUUGUUCUCCAGGGGGUCUCCGUGCUGGGAAAAGUUGUCGUGCUGAACGAGCGAGACAUGUAAGAAAAUAGGCAUUUCCGAGCACCUCACCUUAUUAUACUGACUUCAGACGCGACAGUGGAGAGAAUGGGAGGCGUGAGUGUUGUGACCUACGUGAGACACAAACAGACGUGCAAAGCAUGUAUUUGGGCUACUCUCUCUCACUAGCAUAGUGUACCACUGGUGCGGCUGUCGUGGAAAAAACGGUGCGGACGAGGGAUUCGGUGUAUGCAUUCGUUUGUUGUGGCUCACUGUAGUUGAUCUGGAUUGAAGCUGGCGAGUUGCCCCUGUGUGGGGCAACGGCAUCGGCCACAUGCCCGCUGCCGAUCGUCACAUUCACUUUGCCCUCGACUGUGGGACUCAGGUUCAGUGUUACUUGUGCUGUUCCGCACACACACAGAGGUCCAUCAAGACGCGUGCCAUUUACAUAAGACUUAGACUUUGGCUUACAUGGCUGGACGACCACAUUGGAGUGCACAACUGCCGCCGUUGCCUGCUGUGCGGGAUACAGCGCCUCGAUGGACAGUGUGAGGUCUUCACUGAUGUUGAAAGUAGUGACGUCGAUGGGCACUUCAAAAGUGACAUUCAGCUGCAUGGGCAGCGAAUCCCACGUUGAUAGGGGAGAGGAGAGGGUGACCAUAGAGGGCGCCGCCGCAGAGUCUGGAAGGGAUGCACAGCAGGUGUACACACAGAGGGACUGGGUCUACGUGUACCGUAAGCCAUUGUCAAGUUGGUGUUGGGAUUUGGGUUUCCAUACGCGUCCUGCGUAGUAAUGAUGUGCAAAAACAUCCAUAUUUGUAAGUGCACAGAUGGUUGUGGAUGUCCACUGUACCUUCACAAUGCCCUGCAUGACGGUCAGCUGCAGGUGGGUCAUCCUCUCGCCGCCAUUCGGCGGGUCGGGCAUUAUCUCCGCCUCAUAGAGUGUGUUGUCGCCUUCCACCGGCCUGCACACGUGAGCACUGGUCACACUGAUGUGGGGAUGCAUGCGUGUACCUCAUGUCAAUGAGAUUGCCGUUGGUCACGAAAGACUGCUGGUCGUCCGUCGCGAAGCCAGCUGACACAGGCUCCCCAAAAUCGAUUGUUAGAAGGAUCGGCGUGUCCCAAUAGACGGGGAGGGGGUUCACGAUCGAUGGGACGGGGAGUCCCGACUUGUAGUAGCAUUGACGGGUGGUGUCUCCAUCAGCCGAGUUGAUGAGCGAAUAGUAAAGGCGACACUCCGGCUCUUACCAACGUCUGGUAUGUUCGAUAGCAGUACAACGCUUGUACACACAUCUCUCAUCUAUUGCAUCACCGUGUGUGUGUCCAUCAGCAAAGGUACCUGUCUUUAAUGCACUCAACUGAGCAUGACUCCCGCCUCUGCCAGUCAAAAGUAGCGUCAGUCCAGGAGCUUACAUUUGCAAGAGCGUAAGGCUCUUCCUGGCCAUUGUGGCGACACGUGCCAUUAAGCUUGUUCGCUGCAUAUUCGCAUCUGUAAGCGUCUUCAAUCACGGAUUUUCCUGUAAGACAUACCGCCAGUCUGUGCGGUGCCGUCCUUUCUCCUCUGGAUGCACAUUGCGUUGGGCGAGGUGACGUUGUCUGGCUUGGCCACGCUAUGGUGAAUCUCACAUGUCCUCUCGCUAUCUGUCUGCACACAGGCACACACACAUGUACGCUUCUCGAUAACUGCCACAGGUGCGCCUCACCGAGAGCUGAAAUCCUGAGCACACGACGCUCGACAGACAAAGGACAGCACAUUCAUGCUUUCUCGCUGUGUCAUCCUCAGGGAUGGUCGAAUUCAGCGUGUAGCCAUGAAGGAAUGAACUGUUCGUGUACCUGCACAGAGGCCGGAGACCAUGCAUGUCUCUAUCGAUCGGUCUGUGAGCCUGUGAGUCUUACAAGAACACCCUUGCUGGUUGUGGUGACCCAUCUUCUCUUGUUGCGUUGUUGAUGCACUCAGUGUCUGGGUUGUCCUCUGCAGACACAUGCGGUCAUACACAGUAGUCAGACAUGGUAGUGAGGGCUUUCUUACUGAAUUCAUCCUCCCACUUCGAGCCUGUGGCGUUGCCUGCAGUGCAAACAUGACCAAACGAUGCAGCGUCACCACAUGCUACAUAGACCUUGCGUCCCGUGUGGACUGCUGACAUGGCGUCCACAGCAAGAGAAUGAGAACCGCAAGAACGGACGGCAU